Haliotis rubra (blacklip abalone) is the source of this 2480-nucleotide messenger RNA. Its product is annotated as copine-3-like. Gene Ontology annotation, molecular function: calcium-dependent phospholipid binding. The transcript has 17 exons. Gene Ontology annotation, cellular component: plasma membrane. Gene Ontology annotation, biological process: cellular response to calcium ion. The coding region runs from base 424 to 2277 and encodes 617 amino acids. The record is from RefSeq and is a predicted model, not a curated record. Lineage: Eukaryota; Metazoa; Mollusca; Gastropoda; Lepetellida; Haliotidae.
CGAAGUGAACUGCCGGCGCCGACAAACGAAGUGAACUAUUGCACUGACAAUCCCCUCUGUUCUCAGUUGUGUCGUCAGUGAGUAGCGUUCGGCUAGUUGGACAAUAACUAUACCCUUGUAGAAGACUGCUACGGCCCACUCUCCCUGGGUGCGAUAGAGAGUUGAUACCCCUGGUGACAGUCGGUGACGGUGUGGUAAUCACCCUGGUGAUGUCAACAUAGCUGGGCUAACCCCCUCCCGGCGAGGGAAGAGUCCCUCCUCUACCACGUGACACGGGUACGUCUGUCUGGUGGAGGGUACGUGUUGUGGUGGGGAUAUAUGUGUUGAUAUUGAACACUAGCUUCGACAGAACGGAGUUGGGCGACUUUCAUCGCCGAGCGCUUGAUAUAGGAGUUCAUACACCACGUGUAACAAAUAUAAGCCAUGUCAGCGCCCCCUGGUGGACGGGUGGAGAUACUCGUGUCCUGCCAGGACCUGGCCGAUCUGGACGUGUUUACAAAGACUGACCCUAUGUGUGUCCUGUUUGUCAAGCUCUUCGGCCAGUGGAAGGAACAUGGACGGACAGAGGCAAUCAGGGAAUCUCUCAACCCCAAGUUCACACAGGUCUUCAUCGUGGACGUACAGCCUGACGUGCAGCAACAACUCAUGUUCUCAGUAUACGACAUCGACAGCAGAUCAUCGGACUUGCGCCAUCACGACUUUGUUGGGUGCGUGGAGGUGACACUGGACUCCCUGGUUGACGUCACCAAACCUUGGACCACCACUUCCAGGAUUCUUCGAGUAGCAGGUGAUCCGAAGUCUCGCGGCUUUAUUAACCUGACCGCCGAGAUUGUGCGAGAAACACGGAGCAAGGCCCAGUUCCAUGUAGCAGGCCACAAACUGGGGAAGGUUGGCUUUCUCAAUAACCGCAAGCCAGACACGUAUCUUGAGAUCGGCCGACAGAUCAACAGCGUGACCUACCAUCCUGUGUUUAGGACAGAGGUGCAGCAUAAGACAAGGAACCCCAGCUGGCGUCCGUUCGACGUGAGCAUGCAACGGCUCUGCAACGACGACCUUGACCGCCCAAUACAGUUCUCCUGCUGGCAUACGAGCUAUGGGGCUGGGUUCAAGUCUGCGUACGACAAAAUAGGGGAAUUUGUUACCACAGCCAGAAAGCUUCUCAACGCGAAAAGAGUCAACAAUUACAAGAGCUUCCAUCUGAUCUGCCCAAAGAAGGAGAAGAAGAAAAAGAAGGAUGUCACUUCCGGCAGCGUUAGAUUUUACCAGUUCCGUGUUGACAAGCAGUACUCGCUGAUGGACUUCGUGCGAGGUGGAUGUCAGCUGAGACUCAUUAUUGCCAUCGACUUCACCGCUUCUAAUGGCACACUGUCGGACGAACUAUCUCUACAUAACAGCAAGGAUGCUAAGAACCAGUACUUGGCGACGAUACAGACACUGGGAGCCAGCAUAUCCCGCUACGAUGUGGAACAGAAGAUAGCAGUGUUUGGAUUUGGCGCCAAGAGAACAUCAGACGACAAUCCGCUUCACUGUUUCCCGCUCAGAGACAACGAAUCCAAUAUCUGGGUCAACGGGGUCAAGGGUGUAACAGAAGCCUACACAAACGCCCUCCCAACUCUCACCUUUGCUGGGCCAACCUGCGUGGCACCGGUCAUAGCAACCGCUGCUGACGUCAUCCGUGACGUCCUUGUCACCCAGGACAACCAGAUAUAUCACGUGCUGCUUAUUCUUACAGAUGGAGUAAUUAACGAUAUCGACGACACAAUUCAUCGCCUUAUUGACACGAGUGAUCUCCCUUUGUCAGUUAUCAUCGUAGGCGUUGGCCCAGCUGACUUCACGUUGAUGGAGCAGUUCCGUACAAGGGACAACCGGCCGCUAUCAGAUGACCACAGCAAAAAGACUGCAACCCGAGCCAAUGUCCACUUCACAGCUCUGAAGAAGGAAGCCUUGGUCAGCGGGGGAAGCCUCGCUGUGGUGCAAGAAGCCCUCGCCUCGCUGUCAGCCCAGUUCCUCCACUACAUGAAGAGCCACAACAUAACCCCAAACAGACCCCGCCUAGUGAAAGCUGAUCCCCGGAACUCCUGGGUAGGGUCAACAGCAGAGGAAAGGGAGGGGCUCGAGACAAUGGGGAUGAUGUCAGCACCCUCUAUGACGUCACUGGCGUCCCGGGGAUCAAGAGGCUCGGCCAUGUUCACACAGACGGGUCCGUUCUGCCCAACGUGCGGGUCGUCUGUUGGGGAUGGCCUAGGGGGGUCGCUGUACGAUGUUCACACCUUGUAGUGUGGCGCCAAACUUUAGGAUGAGUGGACAUAAAGGUAAACAACAUGUGCUCCAGCAAUCGAGUGGGUAAAACUGUGGACAAACAAAAUAACAGAAAUGUGGUUCAACUGACUGGUGGAAUCGUGAGCAGGAUACCAGACACGUGGAGGUAGAAAAACCAAGUUCUAUGGAUAGUCAACUUCUUUAUUGCAAUAGGUGCGACG